AUAGCGGUGAACAGUUGUAAUGGACGCUGCAUCGGACGACAGGGGCAACGAGCGCCAAUGGCGACACAAUGUUCCCGCGACAGUGGAAAUGUUCCUAGCGCGCUUCCUCAAAGGGUUCACAAGUGGUGCUGCCCUUUACGGAGGAGUGAUGGGCGUGUCGGCUCUCAUGCGAAACCCGUUCAGGGAAAGACUUCCUGAUAUUUUGAAGCAGAUAUUCUCGAAAGACUGCCUCCGGUUUGCUGGAUUCCUCGGUCUCUAUCCAAGCACUUACGAACUCGCCAGAGAGAUCUUACAGGAACGAAGGAAUUCAAAGGAUGGCUGGAACAAUUGUAUCGCUGGGGGUCUGGCUGGUCUCACCAUUGGUAUAGAAGACCCGAGUAGGCGACUCAUCUACACGCUAUUCGCCGUGUCCCGUGCCUUUGGCGCCCUCGUCUCUACCUUGGUCACAAGAGAGAAGAUACCAGAAAUCCCCUACAGUGAGACCUUACUGUUUAGUGUGUGUUGUGGUUUCUUGGUCCACUGUGUUGCCCUUCGCCCGGACCUCCUCCACAAGGGAUACUACUACUCUGUGCUCAAGUGGUCGCGGGAUUACAAGGACAAAACUCUACAGAUUCUCUUCAGAGAUUCCGGUGAUAGGUUCCUUACGUGUCAGGAGGUCGGUCUACACUCUGAUUCCUGUACCAAGCACGCAUUCAAAGACAUGAUAUUCAGUAUUCCUGCAUUUGCAAAACUGUACCUGCCGAUACAUUUAGCACCUGUUAUAAUUUUCCGACGGAAACUCGUCAUUGAAAAACCGAAGAGAGUUCUAAAAUCUUUGGUGAGGAAUAUGCUGUUUUCAACGUCCUUUCUGGCUUCCAUGGUGAUGCUUGCGAAAUACACAAUUUGUCUUCUGAGAAACCUCAAUAACAAGCCCCCUCCCUUGCCUAGCUACAUUCCCGUGGUGGGCGGACUUGUCUGCGGACUAAGCGUGCUUUUUGAACGUGCAAAUCGUCGAAAAGAACUGUCCUUGUUUUUGAUACCUCACACAUUGUACGCCUUAUACACUUGGAUUAAAGGUCAUAGACUGGCAUCACACAUAGACGUGCCUUACGGAUCCGUGCUACUCUAUGCCGUAUCGAUGAUCUCAAUUAUGCACGCGUACGAGCGCGAGCCAGAGUCACUCUCACUCCUCCUGAACGGCGUGCUACGUUUUUUCGUUGGCGAUAUAAAGAAUCCUGUGGUGCGACCCCGAAAGAGGAUAAGACAACUCAGUGACAUUUUUGUGUGAGCAGAACAUUUACCGUGUUCACUAGACUUGGGUAGAUUUGUUGUGUAACAGCAUAUACUCUUAUGUUGAAACUUGCAGGGAAGAGCUCGAAAUGUACCCAUAAGGUCGAAGGUUAUACAGAUGAUGUGAAUACUGAGCGUAGAUUCUGGCUACAGCUCAAUCCUCCUCGACACUCCAGGGGUUACACUUACUUACGACACUCCAGGGGUUACACUAACUUACGACACUCCAGGGGUUA
Messenger RNA from Mizuhopecten yessoensis (Yesso scallop), 1505 nucleotides. RefSeq lists its product as uncharacterized. The record is from RefSeq and is a predicted model, not a curated record. Bases 20 to 1267 code for a protein of 415 amino acids. The transcript is spliced from 4 exons. Lineage: Eukaryota; Metazoa; Mollusca; Bivalvia; Pectinida; Pectinidae.